This is a messenger RNA of Heteronotia binoei (common prickly gecko), 4173 nucleotides long. RefSeq names its product egl-9 family hypoxia inducible factor 1 (gene EGLN1). Gene Ontology annotation, biological process: cellular response to hypoxia; peptidyl-proline hydroxylation to 4-hydroxy-L-proline. Lineage: Eukaryota; Metazoa; Chordata; Lepidosauria; Squamata; Gekkonidae. The coding region runs from base 385 to 1737 and encodes 450 amino acids. Gene Ontology annotation, cellular component: nucleus; cytoplasm. The transcript has 5 exons. The record is from RefSeq and is a predicted model, not a curated record. Gene Ontology annotation, molecular function: ferrous iron binding; L-ascorbic acid binding; peptidyl-proline 4-dioxygenase activity.
CGGUCGCUGCAGCAGAAGCGAGAGGGGAGGGGGCGGGAGAGGCUCGCCGGGUUGCGGCGAAGAAGGGAGGCUUUUCCUCCUCUCCGCUGGGUCGAAUGAGGGGGGGGGGGUCUCACCGGGAGGCUCGUCCCCCCUCCUUCAGCUGGCUGCUAUGAGGUGGCCGCCGCAGAAGUGAGCCUUGGAAGGGCUGACAAGAGGGCGGCAGCGUGAGGGCUGAGCGGCUGUCCUCCGCCCACCAAGACGAGGGCGGGAAGCGGGCGAGGCCCCGGGGCCGCAGCACAGCUCUGACGGGAGCGGCCAUGAUACAGUGAAAGGCUUGCCUCCUCCGGUUGCCGAAGGGGGCCGCAGAGCGACAAGGGCGCCUGAGAAGGGGGACGCGACAAUAUGGCCAAUGACAGCGGUGGGAGUGGCGGGGCAGGACAAGGUGGCGGCGGCACCAGCAACGAUGGCGGGAGCGGCAGUGGCACGAGCAGCGCCAGCAGCGAGCGGGACCGGCAAUACUGCGAGCUGUGCGGGAAGAUGGAGAACCUGCUACGCUGUGGGCGCUGCCGCAGCUCUUUCUACUGUAGCAAAGAGCAUCAGCGCCAGGACUGGAAGAAGCACAAGCUCAUCUGCCGGGGAAGCGACAGCGGCGCAGCAGGGGGCGCUGCAGAGCACCGAAGCGGUGGAGACCAUGCCCACAACCACCCGCGGUGCCAGAGUCACGGCUACGCCGCGGCGGCAGCUGCAGCAGCAGGAGGAGGCGGCGGCGAAGGCGAAGUGGACUGUAAGGAAGGCGCGGCCGCAGCAGCGAAGGUGACUGCGCCGCCUGCCAAGCCGCGGCCGGACACCAACUCGGAAGAGAGCGCGGCAGCAAUAACGAAUAACCACGUUGGCCAGGCAGCACCAGAGGGUCGCGGACAGGAAGAGGACGACAGGGAAGUGGCAGCGACCGGGGAAACGGGGUUGCUGUUGUACGGCGGCGGUCCCAGCGUGGCUGGAGGGACGUCCUUGCGACCCAACGGGCAGAUGAAGUCGUUGGUGCCUCAGCGGCUGGCGCUGGAGUACAUCGUGCCCUGCAUGAACAAGCAUGGCAUCUGCGUGGUGGACGAGUUUCUGGGCAAGGAGCUGGGCGGGCAGAUUGCGCAGGAAGUGCGCGCGUUACACCAUACCGGCCGCUUCACGGACGGGCAGCUGGUCAGCCAGAAGAGCGACUCCUCCAGGGACAUUCGUGGAGACAAGAUCACCUGGGUAGAGGGGAAGGAGCCCGGCUGCAAGACCAUCGGGAAGCUCAUGAACAGUAUGGACGAUCUCAUUCGCCACUGCAAUGGCAAGCUGGGCAACUACAAAAUCAACGGCAGGACGAAAGCAAUGGUGGCUUGCUAUCCAGGCAAUGGAACAGGAUAUGUGCGCCAUGUUGAUAAUCCAAAUGGAGAUGGAAGAUGUGUCACAUGUAUAUAUUACCUUAAUAAAGACUGGGAUGCCAAGGUAAGUGGUGGUAUUCUUCGAAUAUUUCCAGAAGGCAAAGCCCAGUUUGCUGACAUUGAACCUAAAUUCGAUAGAUUGCUAUUUUUCUGGUCUGACCGCCGCAACCCUCAUGAAGUACAGCCUGCAUUUGCUACAAGGUACGCAAUAACAGUGUGGUAUUUUGAUGCAGAUGAAAGAGCACGCGCUAAAGUAAAAUACUUAACAGGUGAAAAAGGUGUGAGGGUUGAACUUAAUAAACCUUCUGAUUCAAACGGAAAAGAUAUUUUAUAAAGUGUUUGAUCUAGCAAUUCCCUGUGCUACGUCCUGUCUCUUCGCCACCCUUCCCCAAACAGACUUUGGCGCUAUCUAUUAACUUUUGAAUGUGAAUAAUGGGGAAAAGGAAAAUCAACGCCAAAUUGACUAUUUGAAUAAGCAAAUAUUGGGGUUCAGUUUUGCAUCAAAUGGAUUUCUAACCGCUGAAAUAUUGUACUACGUGAUUGUGACUCCAGUCCUACAACUGCUUAUGUGAAGAUAAGCAAUGAGAAAAAAACAGCUUAUACAUGAAGUGCCCUACAUACAAUUUUUCCAUUCUUUAUAUGUUGCCGGAUCAGUCAUCCAGCUCAAUGCUGGUCAUAUCCCCCCUUUAAAAAUACGGUCAGUUUAAAUUUUAGAUAUUUUUUGUAUAACCAGGUACAGCUGAUUUAAAAUUUAGCAAAACAAAAAUUAUUCUCCAAAAUAGCAUUUAUCUAUUUUUGUAAAUCUGCUGUUCACACUGUUCUGCUCUUAUAUAAAACCUAAUUUAAAAAAGAGUUGCCAGUAACUGAUGAUCACUUUGUCUUUACACCUAAAGUCAGAAACAGAGCACUUUAAUUACCAGCUAAGAACCCGAUUGUUUUAUUUUCUUAUCUUACACUAAUUUGAAUUUUUUAAAAGAAUGCUGCUGUAUUGUGUUGACUUUCUUCUAUGAAACUUUUUUAACUGAAACAGAUGCCUAUCUUAGUUGUCAGUUACUUUCUAAGAUUUGUGGUUUUAUACAUUGAAUCCAGAAUAUGUCUUGUUUGGGUUUUCUAAGUGACGGGGCACUAAGUGAACUUGACACUAUCCAUACUGUCCUUGGCACAGGGCACUGUGGGUGCAUCCAGUAGGAACUUCACCUCUGGGAGCCAUUUGAUAUGAAUGGGCGUAACUGAAGAACAUAGCUGUGCUCUAAUGCAGCUCCUGCUUCUUUCAGUUUGGCUAGUGUAGAUGAACUGCCAAUUGUAUUGUGCCCAUAAGUAUCAUUAGACCCAUCUAAUGUAAGGGUUUAAAAGCUUUUAGAUGUACCAAGACCCUUUUUACUGCCUUGAUGGGAGAAUUCUGUGCUUGAAUAAUUUUAAAAAACAUCCCCUCUGCCACUGUCUGUAGGGUAAUUGAACUUAUCACUGAUGUUGUUUCCUCUCAGUUACAUAGUAUCAAGUAUGAAUGCAUUAAGACUGCAGUGCAUCACUACAGUUUUAAUAAGUAAACACUUUCAAACUGCUGAGUCAUUUUCUCCCUAAAAUACACUGACCUCUGAGCAAUACUAAAGAUGUUAAUGAGGGAAAAAUUACCUCUUGUUUAAGUUGAGGAAGCAAUAGAGAAUAAAGUUCACUCAACCAGACAUGUUUGAAAUGUUUAUUUUGAAGUGGUGGGUGUAUGCUCCAAUGUAACCCCCCAAAGGGAUCCUUCCACAUAUUACCAGCCUUGCAGAUAUGGUUUUUCCCACUUAAAUUUUCCAUUGCCUGUCCUUUGAUCCCUCACUUAAAACAAUGUGAGUGUACAGAAAUAUUUCUGUAUAUACAACUUUAUGACAAUUUUAGUCUCUGUAUAGUUUGUACUCUUAUUAGAGACCUUUUCUAUGGAAAGCUGAGUAAUUUUUAUUAAAAAAGACUUACUAUUCAUGUAAAACAUGAAAAAGAUUGUGUUAUAGUGACAACUGACAGGAAGGGGAAAUUCAGUAUUGUGAUAGAAUUUUAGGGGAACUUUUGGCAAAUGUUUGGGGGGGGGGGUUUCCCAAACAAUUAGUUGUCAAAAAAAUUAACUGUUUGGUUCUUCUCUUCAUCCCACUAAAUCGGAAGAAAACAUAUCUACUGUAAGUGCCUCUGCAAACCUGACCAAGGAGUGCAAAUCUUUACUGUGGCCUGCAGUGCAAUGCACUGCCUUAGGCCUAAAAAACACCAUUUCUAACUUCUUAUAACAGCUUUUUUAUGUUGAGUAGAAGUUUGGUUCUGUGUUAGAAAUGCACAACGUAAGCCUUCACCUUUUUAUUUUCAGUCACUAUAUUAAAAUUACCAGUGUCUUAAAUUUGUGCUUGUCGGGGAGAUUUAAAGUGUGCUUAAGUCUCUCAGUUUACUUACAAAAGGUCAUCAAAUUGGGUCUUCUAACAUCCGUUUAGAAACUGUUCAUGUCAGUAAAAUCUUCAGCCUUGGGCAUCUCCAAGCAGGAAGCUGUUUCAGACUAUUUUUAAACUAUCUUAUGGCCUGUAUAUGUGUUUAGUCCUGGUUAAAGAUAAAGCUUCAUGAUGCUAUUUUUAUUUUGUGACAUUAGCCAGCUGCAAAACACAAUACUUUUAUCUAGCAGGCAAAGAAAUUCAGGAUUCAUUUGCAGAUUUCCUAUAAAGUCAUGUAAUUUCUGAAAAGCAGUGUUCAUUUCUGAAAGUGCUUGUAAAGCUAAUCUAAUUAAAAGGAUGUAUAAAGGUUCUUGAAACAA